Stylophora pistillata is the source of this 4152-nucleotide messenger RNA. RefSeq names its product dermatan-sulfate epimerase-like protein. Lineage: Eukaryota; Metazoa; Cnidaria; Anthozoa; Scleractinia; Pocilloporidae. Gene Ontology annotation, molecular function: sulfotransferase activity; chondroitin-glucuronate 5-epimerase activity. The record is from RefSeq and is a predicted model, not a curated record.
UAUUUUCUAUAAUGCGAUGUCGUUCUCGUCAAGAAUUGUUUUAGCACUUGUCGCUAUUGUUUCCCACAAAGCUUCCUCGAAUGACUUGGAACAGCUUCAUCCAUUUUUGUUUUUCAACGAGAAUGACAUCCCUAACCUUCACGAACGCGCACGAACUACUCACGCUGAAAUAUCUCAAAGGAUCUACUUAGCCAGUCAAGAGAUUAAACAUCGACCUGAAUAUUAUUUACCGCCUAAGGAGUGGAAAAUUUUUUCUAGUGCUUGGAACGAGGAGUAUGGCAAUCACCUCACUGCGUUAGCUUUCCAUUGCGUUCUCAAUCCGCAGGAUAUCAAUGCGACAGAGCUUGCUAUUCUGUUUAUGGAGCGGCUUUCCAAUCUUCCCAACUGGCGCGUCGCCGCUUCAUUCCAUGACGAUGUCCCCGUAGCCCACUCUUUAACCGGCAUGGCGACAGCGUACGACUUUCUGUACACGCGUUUAAACGACGCUCAAAGAGCUCGCUUCUUAGGGAAUAUAACGGCAGUUACAAAGGAAUUGUACGAAAGAUCUUUCAAGCUUUGGUGGGGAUCUACUUAUCUUCAAAAUCACGUAGCCACAAACUAUAUGGCGAUAUUUAAUGGCGCCUUGAUUGUCGCCCGACACAAGUUCUUGGAGGGGGAGAAAUGGCUGUCACGAGCUCAUUUAAUGUUAAGUAGAAACUUAGAGCUGUUUAACUUCAUUGUGGAUGGUUCCAAUAACGAAGGCGUCGCGUAUGGCACCUAUACAACACGUUCACUAACGCAGUAUGUGUUCCUUGCGUUACGCCACUUUCGCGUAGACGUCACGCAAUCUCCUUGGCUCAAAGAGCACGCGUCGUUUCUUUACCAUACGGUGCUCCCAGGGUUCAAGGAAACUGUUGGCUAUGGCGACUCUAAUCGGAACUGGUUUUACGGCCCUGAAAGCCAGCUAGUUUUCCUAGACAACUAUGUUUUGAGAAAUGGCUUGGGAAAUUGGCUGGCUAGACAGAUUAGAGAGCGCAAGGUUCAAAUAGCAAAGGUGAAAGUCUACAAUCAAGCGGCUUCACAACAAAGAAGCAUGCUUCACACAGAGUUCCUAUUGUACAAUCCUGAUAUUCAGGAGAGAGCACUACCCAACCCAAGCCUGCCUCGACUGCACGUGUUUAGCGACUGGGGAGUAGUAACUUACGGGGGAGGAUUAGACAUAUCUCCCGGUGAUAACUUGGCCAGUCCCUGGGGUAAGAAGAGAACGUUUCUUUCCUUUAAGUGUGGGGUGCUCCACGGACGGGCGAUAAACUCUCUUGUUAGAACAAAACGUGUUCGAUCAUGGCUGCCACAAGGAUGGAGAGGCUUUAACCCUGGCCAUGAGCAGCCGGACCAAGGGUCAUUUGUGUUUGCCCCAAAUGGAGUACCCUUCAUUACAGAGACAUACUACGCCUACAAGUACACUUUCCUUAAUAAUGCUUUAGUAUUCGGGCCGUCUCAGAAGUCAUCUUGCUACGAGCCCUUUGAGGGGCAGAUAGGAGAGUGCAACAAGUGGAUUAAUUUUCGAACAAUGGAAGCUUGGAGAGCCGAGGGAGAUGUUAUAUCAGCGUCAAGUGAAGAUGAUAUGGUCUUUAUGAGCGGAGAGAUGAGUGGUUGGUAUCGACAAGAACUGGGCCUUCUUAGUGUAUAUCGUUCCCUAAUUAUGUUGAAUCCCAGCUCGCUCCUAGUGGUUGAUCAUAUUGAACGCAAAAUAGGCAGUCAAGCAUCUGUUAUGAGCGCCUUCUUUCAUAACGUGGACCAUCCUUUCAUAGUCAAUGCAAACAUGUCAACAACACCCCAUGCUAUUGUUUCUAUAGAGGGACUUUUGAACAGAGUUUACUGGUCUAACUUAGGGACCGAUCAGAAGAGUUUUGCCAACUCGACAAGUUACUCGUCAAGCUUCCAUUCCUUUCGAACGCAUUACCUUAAUAUAACAACGCCGUUGAACGUACGAUAUACACGUACUGCGUACUUAUUUCUCGGCCCUGGACAUAAAGUAGACCAACUCCCACAAAUAGUGACUGGGCAUGAUCAUGGAGUGAAGCUCUCGGUGACAGUCAAUGGAGUUGGUUAUAAUGUUUCCAUAGCAACAAAGCAUAAUGAACCUUACUCUAGAUAUAAAUUCUUAGAUUUUGGAGGAUACUGCAAGGUUGAGAUCGGCAAGAAGACUCUGCGUUUCGGUUUGGAUGUCAUGUCGUUCGGAGAGGAGAAAGAUUUAAUUUUAUCCCCAAGUGAGAGUAACUCGCAUACAACUUGGAAUGUUUUAUCCUCUUUGUUCCUACCAUUUACUGUUUCGAUCUUGUUGCUCUUUCUCUACUUACAACUUCGACGAAAGAUUCUUCGAAGAGCCAUCUGUGAUUUGCUCGUCAUUUGUCUCGGGGUGCCAUGGUUAAUAACGAGUACAGCUGUUUGUGUUGGUUUUUGUGUAGACGAGGGAUGUGACUUCAAAAUACCCACAAUGCUUAGAAAUUCCCGCGCAGGUCGUGUUCUCUCCGAAUCAGUAGAAACUCCACCGUUUGUGUUAUUCACGUCUCUACCUCUAGCAGGCUCUGAAAUACUAAGACACUUGUUUAAAAACUCUUCGAAUUUCUUCUAUGUAGAAGUUGGGAGAGGUGCGUCAAAGUUUUUGGAUCCGUGUUCUACUUUUCAUCGUUUUCACCUUUCAUCUGAAGCGCUUCGAGAUCGGAAAUGGUUUCGUGGUCUUGCUAAAGACCCGAAAAGAGUUUUACCCAAAUUACCCAAAAAGCUCCACAAGGCUCUUCCAGCUGUCCGGCUUUCGGACCCCGCGUGGGGUCUGAAGUUCUCGUGGUUAUCAAAGAUCGUGAAGGAAAGAAUGCGUGCCAUAGUCGUGGUUAGAGACCCGAGAGGGUGGGUGAACGCGUGGCUUCGAGAAAUUCGCGUAGAUGCCAAACUUCGCACUUCUGUCCGCACCGCCUUUGAUACAAUUAAAGCUCUCAGGUGCGCAGAGACGAAUAUGUCAAAUUUCGCGCCUGAGUUCCUAGAGAUGCAGCAAGUACUCAAAGAACAUAACGAUAAGAACGAGAAAGAAACCCUCGUGCAUUUUCUUGCCUAUCUCUGGCUUGCGCAGACUCAAGCGGUUCUGCAUGCCAAUGCGCACCUUCAAAUGGGAGGUAUACGCUUUGUUCAAAUAGAAGACCUAAUCCUAAAACCUCGAAAAACGGCAGAGGAACUUUCUCGCUUUGUAGGUGUUCCUUUUUCGCCGGCUGCAGAACAUCGCUUACUCACAGUCGUUAAGACUGAGGAAUUUGGUUUGGGUUCUUCGCGUGAAUUGAUCGGCUCUAGAAUGGUCAAAGCCUGGGAACAAGAACUGAGCGCUUCAGACAUCUCGAGAAUUGAGGAAAUUUGCUCUGAAGUGAUGAAAAUACUUCGAUAUGAUUUACCAGAUUAGGCAGUGCAAAACAAAAAAGAGAAGACGAAUGUUGUCAAGCCAGAAAAUUUGCAAAGGAGGAGCGAACGAGUACGGUCAAUAAUUGCACGAAGCGAACUCAAGUUGAUGAGUUAAGAUGAAUAUGAAAGCGAUCUUCGCAGUAAUGGGCACUCUAAGCAGUAUUGAAAAUAAGGCCUGAUAAAAAUUCAGGCCCCUGCGGAUGAAUUUAGACUGAAUUUUUCAAAAGGCAAAGACUGAGAACAUUAUCCUUUCUUCAGAACGUUAAAAAGUGUAUUACCCUGCCAUUUAAAUUCCGCCCUGUUCGCAGAUUUGUUUCAUCCAAUCUAGGCGGGGAAUCAGUGUGUUUAGUUGGUAGAUUUCAAAUGCAGAACAGUAGAUCUCUUUCUGGGCUACGAUCCUAGACGCGUUUCCUGUUUUCGCUUCUGUCGAGCGGCAGAAAGAAGCAACAACAGGAAAUAUGUCUGCUUUCGUGGGCAGAUCAGUCUUUCAAAAACUUUGAAUAGAGUCACAAUCGGGUUACCGACGUUUUUAAAAUUUUUGCUUGUAACGGUCGUGCAGUUUAGGCUUUAUGAGACAAUGGAAGUUAAUCUGAUGAUUGCUUUGAAGAUCAGACCGAUGACGGAAGAAGUUUGAAUAGUUUGGAAAUCCGUGACUUGAAUUUUCUCUCUUAAUGCUUAGGCCAUUGGCCCAACGUGUUGGAUAAAUAACAUUCCAAUUAAUGAGAA